Molecule: messenger RNA, 855 nt
Organism: Belonocnema kinseyi
Lineage: Eukaryota; Metazoa; Arthropoda; Insecta; Hymenoptera; Cynipidae
Product: stress response protein NST1-like
Exons: 3
Coding region: 1-855 (284 amino acids)
Source: RefSeq, a predicted model, not a curated record
AUGCCAGAGAAAGAGACAGAUUUGCUACCGUGCGAAGUCUCUUCUCCCGUUUCGCCACAUACCCCACCCCAACCCCUCUUUGCAGGUGAUGCACUAGACUCGAUCCCGCCAGAAACCCAGCCGGCACAGAGUGUACGGGGGCAUGGUGCCCCACACCCUAAACCCUAUAAGGCGAGCGACGCAACACUGGCACGUGCCAGCGUGGGCGCCCAAAGAUUAGAUAAGCAGGCUAGUCAAAAAAUAAUAGAGCCACUGCAAAAGCUAUUAAAAAAGGAAGUAAAGUGGGAAUGGUCUGACAAAGAGGAACAGGCAUUUACGACUAUCAAACACUUACUAACGACAGCACCAAUCUUAGCCUGUCCUGAUUUUGGAAGUACAUUUCAACUUGAAACUGAUGCUAGUGAUAUAGGAUUAGAAGCCGUUUUAACACAAACAAUAAACGGCGAAAAUUAUGUAAUAGCGUUUGCGAGUAGAGGUCUAAAUGGUGCUGAACAGGAAAAAUAUAAAGUUUUCGAUGAAUUUGGAUCAAGAAAAGGGGAUCCGAGAAUUCAAAAAUUAGCGGAAGAGAAACGAAUUUUCUACGGCCUUCCAACAAUGGAAGAAAUAAGAAGAGGGUUGAAAGAGAAGAAACAAAAAGAAGAGGAUCAGCAGGACAAGGAAAGAGAAGAAAGGGAAACAGAAGAAAUGAAAAGAUUAAUAAAAUUAAGACAGGAAAUAUAUAUCAACGAUGCUAUAAGGAAGAGGAAGGAAGAAAAACUAGAGAAAGAAAGAAUAAGAAGAGCGACAGAACAAGAAGAGAAAACAAAAAAAAAGAAAAUAAGUAAAAAGAGCCCAGAGGAAAAUAGAAGAAAAUAA